AUGAAGGAGUUCGAGGACGUUUUCAAAGACUGCCUGGGCAAGUACAAGGGGACCCCUAUCUCCUUCAAUCUAGACCCUCAAGUUGUCCCUAUCCAUUUAAAGGCUAGGAGGGUUCCUUUCGCCCUGAAGCCCAAGAUUGACCGGGAACUGGACAAACUAGUAAGCCAGGGGAUACUAGUGCCAGUCGAUCAUGUGAAGUGGGAGACGCCAAUAGUCACCCCAGUGAAACCAGACGGGUCAGUCAGGAUUUGCGCCGAUUACAAGGCGACGCUAAACAAAGCUUUGCAAAAAAGCGCUUACCCCGUCCCUGUGGUACAACACUUGCUACAUUUGUUAGGGCAGGGGCAGGUUUUUGCUAAACUAGAUUUGGCCCAAGCCUAUCAGCAGUUACCCGUAGAUAGCAGCACGGCCGAAGCUCAAACAAUCGUAACGCACAGGGGUGCUUUCAAAUGCACCAGGUUACAAUUUGGGGUCAGUGUGGCACCAGGAUUAUUUCAAAAUUUAAUGGAGUGGCUUCUGCAGGGGCUCCCCGGGGUGGUACCGUACUUUGAUGACGUACUGGUAUCCGCCGACAAUAUGGAAGAACUUGGGGUGCGACUGAGAAAAGUUUUAAGUAUUUUCCGGUCCGCCGGUCUAAAAGUCAAAUUAAACAAGUGCCAGAUCGGGGUAGGAUCCGUAGAAUUCCUGGGCUACCGGAUAGACAGGGAGGGGAUCCACCCCACUGAGAGCAAGGUUAGGGCAAUCAGAAAGGCCCCAGCACCCCAAAACAAAACAGAGUUGCAGGCGUUUUUGGGUCUGGUAAAUUUUUACGCGGGUUUUUUAAAAAACAAGGCUACCAUAGCCGAGCCGCUACACAAAUUACUAGGAAAAAAUGCUGCAUGGUCUUGGGGAAAGGCGGAAGCUAGAGCAUUCGAAGCAAUAAAAAACCUCCUGUCUAGCGAUAGCCUAUUGAUACAAUACAAUAGCACACUACCAUUGGUGCUAGUUUGUGAUGCAUCCCCCUACGGGGUGGGGGCUGUGCUCAGCCACAGGCUGCCAAAUGGCACAGAAGCCCCUAUAGCGUUUUACUCCCGAACAAUGUCCUCAGCUGAAAGGAACUAUAGUCAGUUGGAUAGGGAAGCCUUGGCCAUAGUCUCCGGGGUAAAGAAGUUCCAUGAAUAUGUUUUCGGUCGCGACUUCGAAAUCGUCACAGACCAUAGACCCUUGCUAGGGUUGCUGGCGGGCGACCAUGCGCCCGUGGCACUUUCGCCCAGAUUAAGCCGAUGGACUAUCUUUCUGGCUGCAUAUUCGUACAAACUGCUACAUCGGCCAGGAAAGGAGUUAGGGCAUGCAGACGCCUUGAGCAGAUGCCCUUUACCAGCGACUAUCGAAGACCCCACUCUGGGCACACCCGUCUUGUUAAUUGACUCUUUGGACUCUGGUCCAGUCACUUCCAAGGAGGUGGCUCGGGCUUCUUACAAGGACAUUACAUUAAGGACUGUAAUGGGUUGGGUGCAAAGAGGAUGGCCCGCUGCGCCGGGUGAGCGUUUUAGGGAAUUUGUAAAAAAGCGCGGGGAAUUGUCGGUGCAAGGGGGGUGUCUGCUCUGGGGGGAUAGGGUGGUAGUCCCAGAGAAAUUGCAGAAAAAAGUUCUGGAACUUCUGCACGAAGGCCAUCCUGGGAUCGUGAGAAUGAAGGGUUUAGCCAGGAGCUAUGUGUGGUGGCCCUUGAUGGACAUGGAGAUUAGGAGUUCCGUAUGGGCACACAAUUAUGGUGAAGGCCCAAGCUGGCAAAAGGGAACAAUCCUAGAAACAACCGGGCCCAAAUCAUAUCUCGUAGAAAUAGAGGAUGGCCGGGUUUGGAAACGCCACAUAGACCAGUUAAGGAAAAGAAUAGCCACCAGUCUAGAAACAGACGAAACAGGCCCUGACUAUCCAAUAAUUGAAUCCACAGCUAACUCAAACCCGAGAAAACCGCAGGACUUAUCUGACUGUCCCUGCAAGACUAGCUGUGAGAAAGCACUGGAUGCUGCUGCUGCUGCUACUGCAGCUGGUGGUGAUAAUGACAGUAAUGAUGAUAAAGAUGACAAUGGUAGUGAUGAUGAUAAUGAUUUGAGUGGGAGAUCUAAAUAUCUCUAG
Messenger RNA from Ahaetulla prasina, 2115 nucleotides. RefSeq lists its product as uncharacterized. NCBI's taxonomy places the organism in Eukaryota, Metazoa, Chordata, Lepidosauria, Squamata, Colubridae. The transcript is spliced from 4 exons. The record is from RefSeq and is a predicted model, not a curated record. The annotation marks the transcript as partial.